This is a messenger RNA of Micropterus salmoides (largemouth bass), 390 nucleotides long. RefSeq names its product zinc finger protein 239-like. Lineage: Eukaryota; Metazoa; Chordata; Actinopteri; Centrarchiformes; Centrarchidae. Gene Ontology annotation, biological process: central nervous system development; regulation of transcription by RNA polymerase II. Bases 1 to 390 code for a protein of 129 amino acids. The record is from RefSeq and is a predicted model, not a curated record. Gene Ontology annotation, cellular component: nucleus. Gene Ontology annotation, molecular function: DNA-binding transcription factor activity, RNA polymerase II-specific; RNA polymerase II cis-regulatory region sequence-specific DNA binding. The transcript has a single exon.
AUGUUUCCCACAAGAGGUCAGUUAAAGGUUCACCUGAAAUCACACAGCAAGGAGAAGAUCAUGUGCAGCGAAUGCGGUAAAGGAUUGUCAUCUCAAGGAGCUCUGAAGAGACACAUGUUAAUUCACACUGGAGAGAGACCGUACGGAUGCUCAGAGUGUGGAAGAACCUUUAACAAAAGGAGCAUUCUCAGGGCCCAUCUGACAACCCAUUCAGUCAUCAAACCAUUUGUCUGUGGGGUUUGUGGGAAAGGGUGUGCUCGCAAAGAAUACCUGAAGGUCCACAUGAGGACCCACAACGGCGAGAAACCUUACCAGUGCACCGUCUGCGACAAAGCCUUCACUCAGAGCCACUGUCUGAAAACACAUAUGAAGAGCCACCAGAGGGAAUAA